CGAAGCGCCUUGAAAGAACGUCACGUGUGUAUCGUGCCGGUGUGCGUCGUAGACGGACGCACAGACAGAGUCAACGUUUUCUCGGAGUCGCUCUCAAGUGUCCCGCGAGUUCGAUUUCCGAUGCCUUCGAGCUGUUCGAGAACGGGAAGCUUCAUCUCGCUUUAAUCGUUCGCGUUACCGUUCGUUGCGCGCCGUGAAUGAAUGCGGACAAGAGUCGACUUCGCAUAUUCUCCGUUGAGAAGUGAUUUCAACGAGAUUAUAGCGCGCGCCUUCGAUUUCUGCCGGUCCGCGUGUUGUACUCCUUUGAUCAGAGAUGUUCGCCAACGCGGUGCAGGCGAAGGUGGCGUCGAUGGUGCUAAUCGGCGCCGGCAGUUUCAUCGUCGGCAUCACGCCCGCCUGCUUCGUCUCGCACGCCGAGCACCUACAGAAGAAGUUACUGCUGUCCUGCACUUUGUGCUUCGGUGCCGGUGUCCUGCUGGCCACCGCGAACCUCCACAUGCUGCCGGAAGUGCGCGAGGAUCUCCCGAAUCACGCGGAACUGGUGUUCUCCUGCGGUUUCCUCCUACUCUAUUUGAUCGAGGAGUGCGUACACUAUUUCUGCCCGGGCGGCGGUCACGAGGACGAAGCUGGUCCUCGUAAUCUUGGUCCGAGAAACACGCACGAGAGAGGCGCGAGCUGUCGCAGCCACUCGCACAGUGUCGGUUACAAUGCCGCCGGCACACAAGACGGCAAGGUUUACAUACCCGAGGGUGAUUCGAGAUUACCGCUCGUCUAUCGGCAGCUACCCGUUGCCAGCAGCGGCAAUAGCGCGUGGACCGUCAGCAGUUACGGCGCGACGGGAUGCACGCAUAACGAUCGCCCGGCGAACGAGGAAGCCGCGUUUCUGUGCCACACACACCACGGCGAGCAAUGCGCCGACUCCAGCACCGGCCUUACCGGUCUGGCCCUCGCCCUGACUGUGCACGCCGUGCUCGAGGGCCUCGCGAUAGGACUGCAAACGCAGAUUGCAGAGGUGCUGCUGUUGACCGGCGCGGUGGCGUCGCACAAGUUUGUCGUCGCCUUUUGCCUGGGAUUGGAAUUGACGGGCGUCAGCAAGUCUGUUGCUAAGUUAAUAUUUGCGAUUUUUCUGUUCGCCAGCGGAUCCGUGCUCGGAAUCGGCAUUGGUAUGCUGACGUUUCAGGUGGACACGGAUUGGUCGAAAAUGGUACUGCCGAUUUUACAAGGUCUGGCGGGCGGAACAUUGUUGUACGUUACUGUGAGCGAGGUUCUACCGAGGGAAAGAGCGAAAUGGCACAAGAGCCCGCGCAGAUUUGCAGGAAUAUUGCAGUUUUUGUCGGUAGCCGUCGGAUUCGUUCUUAUUUUCCUGCUUAACAAGUAUCUGGCCGCGUGAGCCGAUUGCUGAAUCCUUCAAAUAAUUAGAAGGGUACAACUAGUUUGUCAGGCGGAUCGCAAUUACGCGAAAUCGAAUUUCCCUCGUUUUGCGCAACGCUGAUUGCGCCUAGCAUACGUAAAUAAGUCUCGCGAUAUGUAGCCGAAUCAGUGUUACAAUAUUGAAAAGUUCGCUGACAACAGAGUGUUGAAAAUUCUUCCCUGAAUUUUCACGAAGAUAUUGUAUAGAACGUUCGUAAAAGAUACGAUUAAUAUCGCAAGACAUUUUGCUUGAUUUGAUAUCAUUUUCAAGACUAGCCGAUAACGUAAUCUCUUAAUUGACUGUUUACGUAUUGAAGAUACUACAUUUUGUUAUUAAAUUACUAUUCGAGUCUCUUCGUUUGCGACGAACAACGACUUCUCGACUUUUCAUAUUAUCACGGAGAAACAACACAGGGUUGGGAAAGUUAUUUUGUAAAAUUAUCUAGUUACAGUUACAGUUUUUUUUUCACUGAAAAAGUAACCAGUUACAGUUCGAAGUAACUAACCUACAAGAAUAACA
Messenger RNA from Harpegnathos saltator (Jerdon's jumping ant), 1930 nucleotides. RefSeq names its product Zinc/iron regulated transporter-related protein 88E (gene Zip88E). The transcript has 4 exons. Lineage: Eukaryota; Metazoa; Arthropoda; Insecta; Hymenoptera; Formicidae. Bases 314 to 1390 code for a protein of 358 amino acids. The record is from RefSeq and is a predicted model, not a curated record. Gene Ontology annotation, biological process: zinc ion transmembrane transport. Gene Ontology annotation, molecular function: zinc ion transmembrane transporter activity. Gene Ontology annotation, cellular component: plasma membrane.